CCAAUCAGAAUCGUCCGUCUGCCGAUCAAGUAACCUCUCGAGUGUGUAUGCGUGUCAUGUUUUCACUUGUCAAAAAUGGCCCAAGCCGGUUCGAAAAAAUCCCAAUUAACCAAAAUAAAUAGUAAAACCGGCAUAAACAGUCUUAUAAUUUUCGUCGUCCUCCUCCUCGCAUGGAUCGCCGGCUUUUCCUCCCGUCUCUUCGCCGUGAUUCGCUUCGAGAGCAUAAUCCACGAAUUCGACCCAUGGUUCAACUACCGCGCCACGGCCUACAUGGUCAAGCACGGCUUUUACAACUUCCUGAAUUGGUUCGAUGAGAGGGCUUGGUACCCGUUGGGGCGCAUUGUGGGGGGCACAGUGUACCCCGGAUUGAUGCUCACGUCGGGGAGCAUACACUACGUGCUGCAUUUGCUGAACAUCAAUGUACAUAUUAGGGAUAUUUGCGUGUUUCUGGCCCCCAUUUUCAGCGGUCUCACGGCCAUCUCGACGUACUUCCUGACCAAGGAGCUGUGGUCGGCGGGGGCUGGCCUCUUCGCGGCGUGUUUUAUUGCCAUUGUGCCUGGAUAUAUAAGUCGGUCGGUUGCUGGAAGUUACGAUAAUGAAGGAAUUGCGAUUUUUGCCCUACAAUUCACUUAUUUUCUUUGGAUCAAGUCGGUGAAGACAGGGUCGGUGUUUUGGGCCGUUGCUGCCGCACUUUCCUACUUUUAUAUGGUCUCUGCAUGGGGGGGCUACGUCUUCAUCAUCAAUUUAAUCCCACUUCAUGUGUUUGUUCUCCUUCUUAUGGGGCGCUUCUCGAACCGACUUUUCACCAGCUAUACAACUUUCUACAUUCUUGGGUUGAUUUGUUCCAUGCAGAUACCAUUUGUUGGGUUCCAACCCAUCCGUACCAGUGAACACAUGGCGGCUUCUGGUGUUUUUGCGCUACUUUUCGCCGUUGCAACUCUCAAAUAUUUACAAACGAUGCUUUCAAAAUCGGAAUUUAAAUCGUUGGUGAUUUUUGGUGGUUUAAUAGCGGCCGGUGUUGUUUUUCUAACGGUGGUAGGACUGACUUAUGCUGGUUAUAUAGCGCCAUGGAGUGGCCGGUUUUAUUCAUUGUGGGAUACAGGAUAUGCGAAAAUACAUAUUCCGAUAAUUGCGUCGGUUUCUGAACAUCAACCUACAACUUGGUUUUCAUUUUUCUUUGAUUUGCAUAUUUUAGUUGCGACUUUUCCGGCUGGUUUGUGGUAUUGUAUCAAAAAUGUAAACGAUGAGAGGGUUUUUGUGAUCCUCUACGCCCUGAGUGCGGUUUACUUCGCCGGCGUGAUGGUCCGUCUCAUGUUAACCCUCACCCCCGUGGUGUGUAUUUUAAGUGGGAUAGCGUUCUCCGGCCUUUUGGAAUUAUUUUUACGCGAAGAUGACACUCCACGCAACGAAGACAGUGAUGAUGAUGACCAAUCACCCCCCAAUAAUCGUCGUUUGUACGACAAGGCCGUCGCCGGCCGUGUGCCAAAAAUGAAACACGAGCAAAAUAAGGAAUCGGACGGGAUUGGUCCGAAUAUUCGUAGUAUCGUAACCGUUGUCAUAAUGUUGUUGUUGAUGUUGUUUGCGGUGCAUUGUACAUGGGUCACUAGUAAUGCCUAUUCGAGUCCUAGUAUAGUACUAGCAUCGUAUGGGAGUGAUGGUACACGUCAAAUAUUGGACGAUUUUCGUGAAGCCUAUUUUUGGUUAUCGCAAAAUACCGCUGAUGAGGCUCGUGUAAUGAGUUGGUGGGAUUAUGGGUAUCAGAUCGCUGGGAUGGCCAAUCGGACAACACUAGUCGAUAACAAUACGUGGAAUAAUAGUCAUAUAGCAUUGGUGGGGAAAGCAAUGUCGUCCAAUGAGAGUGCAGCAUAUGACAUAAUGACCGCCUUGGAUGUGGAUUACGUUCUAGUGAUUUUCGGUGGUGUGAUUGGCUAUUCUGGUGAUGAUAUUAAUAAGUUUUUAUGGAUGGUGAGGAUCGCAGAAGGUGAACAUCCGAAAGAUAUCAGAGAGAGUGAUUAUUUCACUGAACAUGGUGAAUUUCGUGUGGACGCUGAGGGGGCACCGACUCUAUUAAAUUCACUUAUGUAUAAAUUGAGUUAUUAUCGAUUUGGUGAAUUGAAAUUGGAUUAUCGUACACCGGCUGGUUUUGAUCGGACACGAAAUGCAGUUAUCGGUAAUAAAGAUUUCCAACUUACCUACUUGGAAGAGGCGUACACGACCGAGCAUUGGCUUGUAAGGAUAUACAGGGUGAAGAAGAAAGAUGAGUUUAAUCGGCCGCGCAUACCGGUGGCUAAUCGGGUGGUCAAGAGCCAGAAUUUCGUCUCUAAAAAGAGCACCAAGCGUAAAAAGGGCACAAUCAAGAACAAGCCGGUGGUCGUGAAGGGCAAAAGACUGUCAAAACAGGCGUAAAUAGUUGUUGUUAGUUGUUUGAGACGAAGAAUUUUGUUGAUUUAGUUCCGCCAAGUUUUUCACUUGUGAUAACUGUGUAAAAAUAAAGGUAAUAAACUUUUUGCACUGUCAAGUGUUUUGUUCGACAUUAAACAUCACUUUGUGAAAUUGGU
This is a messenger RNA of Tribolium madens (black flour beetle), 2558 nucleotides long. RefSeq names its product dolichyl-diphosphooligosaccharide--protein glycosyltransferase subunit STT3B (gene Stt3B). Gene Ontology annotation, biological process: post-translational protein modification. The record is from RefSeq and is a predicted model, not a curated record. The coding region runs from base 76 to 2406 and encodes 776 amino acids. The transcript has 10 exons. Lineage: Eukaryota; Metazoa; Arthropoda; Insecta; Coleoptera; Tenebrionidae. Gene Ontology annotation, molecular function: dolichyl-diphosphooligosaccharide-protein glycotransferase activity. Gene Ontology annotation, cellular component: membrane.